Molecule: messenger RNA, 586 nt
Organism: Carlito syrichta (Philippine tarsier)
Lineage: Eukaryota; Metazoa; Chordata; Mammalia; Primates; Tarsiidae
Product: heme-binding protein 2
Exons: 1
Coding region: 60-512 (150 amino acids)
Cellular component (GO): cytoplasm
Source: RefSeq, a predicted model, not a curated record
GAAGUUAUGAGAUCCGACACUAUGGACCAGCUAAGUGGGUCAGCACUUCCGUGGAGUCUAUGGACUGGGAUUCAGCCAUCCAGACGGGCUUUACAAAACUGAACAGCUACAUACAAGGCAAAAACGAGAAAGAGAUGAAAAUAAAGAUGACAGCCCCAGUGAUGAGCUACGUGGAACCCGGUUCAGGUCCUUUUAGUGAGUCUACCAUUACCAUUUCCCUGUAUAUUCCCUCUGAACAGCAAUUUGAUCCACCCAGGCCUUCAGAGUCAGAUGUCUUCAUUGAAGACAGAGCCGAAAUGACUGUGUUUGUACGGUCCUUCGAUGGAUUCUCUAGUGCCCAAAAGAAUCAAGAGCAACUUUUGACAUUAGCAAGCAUUUUGAGGGAAGAUGGAAAAGUUUUCGAUGAAAAGGUUUACUACACUGCAGGCUACAAUAGUCCUUUCAAGUUGCUUAAUCGAAAUAAUGAAGUGUGGUUGAUUCAGAAAAAUGAACCCUCCAAAGAAAAUGAAUGAAGAAAUGAAAGGAAGUUCUGUUGCCAGGGGCACAACUCCUGUUUAACGUAGACGCCAACACAACCCAUAAGUAA